ACGGUAGUAUAAACAUGGUGGAUUGUUUUGUACACAAAUAUUGAAGCUGUUACAAAAAAUUUAUUUUUACGAUUUGUAAAGUGUUUUGAAACGUGAAAUAUACCAAAAUGAACCGAGGGCACCACAUUUAUCUCGAGAAGACAGGCCAAGCACCAUCACCAAGUAAAGACUUUCACCAACUGAUCGUGCAAGAUCAUGAAGUCAUUUGGAGAACAUGGAAGAUAUCUCUACGAAAAGACCUCAAAGCAAUCCCUCCAUCGCAGAAAAAGAUCUCCUGGGAAGAUUUCGAUUAUGAUGAUAUCGCUCAGUUGGACAUAGCAAGGGUGUUUGGUGAAGAUACACUUCGUUUGGUUCAUGGCUUGGUAUGUGGAGACUGGCUUGUUCGUUUACCAGAGAGCGUUGUUGUCCAUAUAGCAAGCUAUCUUGACCUUGUUGACAUAGCGAGAUUGGGAUCGCUUUGCAAGUUUUUGAGGAAAGUCUGCUCUAGUAACGAGCUAUGGGAAAAAAUCUAUCGCAAACACUGUGACACCGUUACGAAAGAGAUCCAAGAACUAGCACAUGAGGUUGGUUGGAAGAAAACCUUUUUCACGAAUAGAUUACAACUACAAGUUCAAGUGAGAAGAAGGAAGGAAAAGAACAGUGCAGACUUGAAGCUGAGAGCUGCACAACUUGCUCAUCGAGAAGAACCAGUCAAACCAGCUGGAACGGCAUUCUUGACUCAAACAAAUGAUUGAUUUAUUACUGUCAUCGCUCGUGUCUUCAUUUGUAGAAGUGGUAUUUUAGUGUGUUCAGAAACCUUUCGAAAAGCUAAAACUGUGCGAGUUCUGUGCUUAUAAAGCAACAUACUGAAUAUAUAACAGCUGAUCUUUUCUAGUCAGUGGUCUGCUUUUCUUAAAUGAUUUAAUAUAAAUGAAAACGAUAACAAGGUUUUUUCUCAAAGUCUUGAUGCUAUUUGAUGCAUCUAGAAUUAUAUUUGAUUUAAUAUAUAGUCUCCUCCAGCAGCUAUUAGUGUCGUCAUACUACUUAGGGGAGGGAGCAUUGCAUGAAGAUACUAAUUGCGGCUGUGCUAAUUACACUUUGUUUCAUGGCUUAAUAAAAACCACUCUAACCUGUGAAUCAAAGUGUAUAACAUAACAUAACAUAACAUAACAUAACAAAUAACAAUAACAGGAUGUAAUUAAAGUUAUUAGUGUUAACUUUAGAUGCUAGUCAAUCAAAUACAAGAGACAAAAAGGUGAAACUAUAGCAGUGUGAUAAAUGGUUUAUUGUACGACAUAAAAGAAAAAAGAAAGAGUGCACACAAAAAUUUUUUUUUGUAAACAAGCAAACUUGAAAGUCACAAACUCGUACCACUGAUGUGAGCCACACAAAGGAAAAGGAGAAAGCUUCCUUGCACUGAUCAAUGAUGUGCAUUAGCAAAAAAUCCAUUCAAAACCAGUUCACAGACCGCAUAUUAUCAUUCUGAAAGAUGGUGGUAAUGCAUGGGAAAUUGAGUGUGUUGUAUAAUAAGCAUAUUAGUCCUAAAUAUGCUAAAGUGUAUUUGAAUACUUAAUUACAGUUGGUUUCAAAUUA
Messenger RNA from Actinia tenebrosa (Australian red waratah sea anemone), 1572 nucleotides. RefSeq names its product F-box only protein 36-like. Gene Ontology annotation, molecular function: protein binding. Gene Ontology annotation, cellular component: SCF ubiquitin ligase complex. Gene Ontology annotation, biological process: SCF-dependent proteasomal ubiquitin-dependent protein catabolic process. The record is from RefSeq and is a predicted model, not a curated record. Lineage: Eukaryota; Metazoa; Cnidaria; Anthozoa; Actiniaria; Actiniidae.